GGGCCAAUGCGGCGCGGGGGGCGGGGAUUGUUUACGUCCCGCUCCGGAGCGAAAAGUAGGUCACGGCCGGCCCGGCGGAGCGCGGCGGCGGCGGCGCGGCUGCAGAUUCUCUCCACCAUGGCCAGACGCCCCCGGAGCAGCAGGGCAUGGCAUUUUGUCCUGAGUGCGGCCCGCCGAGACGCAGACGCCCGAGCUGUGGCUCUGGCAGGCACCACUAACUGGGGCUACGACUCAGACGGACAGCACAGUGACUCGGAUUCCGACCCCGAGAGCUCGCCCCUGCCACCAUCCAUCCCCAGCGCGGUGCCCGUGACCGGGGAGUCCUUCUGUGACUGUGCCGGCCAGAGCGAGGCCACCUCCUGCAGCAGCCUGCACGUGGCCCACCGGGGCAAGGACUGCCGCUGCGGGGAGGAGGACGAGUAUUUUGACUGGGUCUGGGAUGACCUGAACAAGUCCUCGGCCACCCUGCUGAGCUGCGACAACCGCAAGGUCAGCUUCCACAUGGAGUACAGCUGUGGCACUGCAGCCAUCCGGGGCACCAAGGAGCUGGGAGAGGGCCAGCACUUCUGGGAGAUCAAGAUGACCUCGCCCGUCUAUGGCACCGACAUGAUGGUGGGCAUCGGGACGUCGGACGUAGACCUGGACAAGUACCACCACACGUUCUGCAGCCUGCUGGGCCGGGACGAGGACAGCUGGGGGCUCUCCUACACGGGGCUCCUUCAUCACAAGGGAGACAAGACAAGCUUCUCCUCGAGGUUCGGCCAGGGCUCCAUCAUCGGUGUGCACCUGGACACCUGGCACGGAACACUGACCUUCUUUAAGAACAGGAAGUGCAUAGGAGUGGCGGCCACCAAGCUGCAGAACAAGAAGUUCUACCCAAUGGUGUGCUCCACGGCGGCCAAGAGCAGCAUGAAGGUGAUCCGCUCCUGUGCCAGCGUCACCUCCCUGCAGUACCUGUGCUGUUACCGGUUGCGGCAGCUGCGGCCAGACUCAGGGGACACGCUUGAGGGCCUGCCCCUGCCGCCUGGUCUCAAGCAGAUGCUGCGCAACAAGCUGGGCUGGGUCCUGAGCAUGAACUGCAGCCACCGCAAGCCCCCGGCCCCCUCGCCCAAGGCGGCCGCAGCCAGUCCCGGCGGCCCCGAGACCAGGCCCUGCCAGAGGAAACGCUGCCGACGGACCUAACUUAUUUUCCAAUGAAAACUGCCUUCUUGGGCCUGGACAGCUGUUUUCUCUGUCCCUUCCUUC
Messenger RNA from Propithecus coquereli (Coquerel's sifaka), 1245 nucleotides. RefSeq names its product splA/ryanodine receptor domain and SOCS box containing 3 (gene SPSB3). Gene Ontology annotation, biological process: proteasome-mediated ubiquitin-dependent protein catabolic process. The record is from RefSeq and is a predicted model, not a curated record. Gene Ontology annotation, molecular function: protein binding. Bases 7 to 1182 code for a protein of 391 amino acids. NCBI's taxonomy places the organism in Eukaryota, Metazoa, Chordata, Mammalia, Primates, Indriidae. Gene Ontology annotation, cellular component: SCF ubiquitin ligase complex. The transcript has 7 exons.